Messenger RNA from Lactuca saligna, 627 nucleotides. Lineage: Eukaryota; Viridiplantae; Streptophyta; Magnoliopsida; Asterales; Asteraceae. The record is from the annotation of a GenBank genome assembly.
AUGAAGAGAUCAAUCUCGUUUGCGGGAGAUCAGGUCAACGGAGGUGAUGAUGUUGAUGGUGGCAAGAUGAAGAAGAAGAUCCGCGAAGAUCUGGUGCCAGAUACAGAGAAGGGAACUGAGGAGACGGUGGAGUCGCCACCGGAGACGCCGGAUACGGCGGCGGGUGUUUUGCUGGACGAGAAUUUGCUAUAUGAAGUUCUGAAGCAUGUGGACGCGCGGACGUUAGGUGCGGCGGGAUGCGUGAACAAGCAGUGGCAUCGUACAGCUCAAGAUGAGCGGUUAUGGGAGCUGAUCUUUACAAAGCACUGGGCGAAUAUCGGAUGCGGUAACAACCAGCUUCGUUCGGUGGUUCUUGCCCUCGGUGGCUUCCGGCGACUCCACUCUCAUUACUUAUGGCCUUUAUCCAAGCCUUCCACCUCUGCCGCUACCUCAUCGUCGUCUUCCACCGUCGCUGCCGCCGCAUCCUCUUCGGCUUGGCCGUGUCUACCACCGCCGCGUACAAUUGUUCCGUCGAAGCCUACCACCACCGCUGCGAAAACCCGUUGGGGGAAAGACGAGGUUCAGCUUUCUCUUUCUCUUCUCUCGAUUCGUUACUAUGAGAAGAUGAAUUUCAAUAACCGAAAAUGA